AUGUCCAACGAGCGAUUCGAAAACUACUACAAGGCACAACAAAUCCUGUCUGAAGACGAAUGGGACGCGUUCAUGCAAGCACUGCGUCGACCUUUGCCUUCGACGUUCCGUAUUGCUGCGAGUAGGCAGAUGAAGGAUGUCCUCAGCGAUGCGAUUAAGAAUACGUUCGUCCCGCAGCUUGAGAAGGCCAACUUAAAUGGCGAGCAGUUGCCUGUUCCAAAGCCUAUACCGUGGUAUCCGGAUGGUCUUGCCUGGCAUGUCAACCUUGGUCGUAAGGAGCUCAAGAAGUCUCCUGAAUACAAGAAGUUUCACGAGUUUCUGGUCUAUGAGACGGAGGUGGGGAACAUCUCGCGCCAGGAGGCAGUUAGUAUGAUCCCGCCUCUAUUUCUCGACGUACGUCCACAUCAUGCAGUAAUUGAUUUAUGCGCCGCACCCGGGUCUAAGACAAGUCAGCUCUUGGAGGCUAUGGACCCACCGACUGGGAUUCUAGUUGCGAACGACGCAGAACACAAGCGUGCGCAUUUACUUGUACAUCAAUCUUCGAGAUUGCCUUCUCCAGGACUUAUGGUCACCAACUUGGACGCAUCUGUCUUUCCGACGCUCAAGUAUAAAGACAAGCCGCUUCGGUUUGAUAGGAUCCUUGCUGAUGUACCGUGCUCUGGAGAUGGGACUAUUAGGAAGAACUUGGGUAUUUGGAAGAGUUGGCAGCCUCAGGAGGGGAAUGGUUUGCAUUCACUUCAACUACGAAUAUUGCAACGCGCUAUGAGGAUGCUAAAUUGGCAUGGAGCUCCAGAUGAUAGGCCUCGAAUCGUGUACUCUACAUGUUCUCUUAAUCCUGUUGAAAAUGAGGCUGUCAUUGCCGCUGCUUUGAACAGCAUUCCUGGCUUCGAGUUGGUCGACGUAUCUGACACCCUCCCGAGCUUAAUUCGACGUCCUGGCCUUUCGACUUGGCGACCUGCUGUUGGUCGCGAAGUUGACAUGUCCUACGCGACUUACGAAGAGUACGGUGAUAGCAUCGCCGAAGAAUCCGCUGCUGCAGAGGCUGCUGCUAACGGGGAUGCGGCACCAGAGGACGUUCCUGUCGGCGACGGAAGUAGUGAACCUGUCGAGCAUAGAGGAAAAGGGAGGGAUCGCAGGAGGGAUAAGAAUCAAAAUCGCCCUGUUCGGAAGAAGUUGUUGAAAACGCAUUGGCCGCCUGAGAACGUUGGCGAGCUUAACCUAGAACGAUGUAUGCGAAUUUAUCCUCACCUACAAGACUCUGGCGGGUUCUUCGUUGCGGUGAUUCAACGACGCGAUUCCGCUCUGCGCCCUGCUCCUGAUGCUAAGGCAGAAGGAAAGAGACCUGCUGAGACAUCCGAGGUGGAUGAUAAGAAACACCCUACUGAAGAACCGGCUGCGAAGAAGACGAAACUUGACGUGGCAGAGAAGGAUGAGGGUGAACCUACACCCACCACAGAAGCAGCUGUUGACGGAGAACCUGUUGCCGUGUAUAGCGGUGUCUUCAGAGAAGACCCAUAUACGUUUAUCUCUCCGAACGAUCCGAGCCUCGUAUCUUGCAUAGAACGACUAAAACUAUCAGAUUCCUUCCCCCGCUCAAACAUAUUCGUGCGUAACCCCGAAGGUACACCCCUCCGCGCUCUCUACCUCGUCAACGACGCUGUCAAAUCCGUCAUGACCCAAACAGACUACACGCGUAUCCGGCUUGUCAGUGCGGGUAUUAAGCUCUUUGGGAAAUCGGAAAUUGGGAACUCGAAGGCUCAGCGUGAAAAGGCAGCUGCUGAUGGUGAAGGAGCAGCACAAAUUCAGUUCCGUGUAUUGAACGAAGGGUUGGUCGCGUUAUUGCCGUAUUUGGAUCGAGAAAGCGUCUUGGUUGGUGGGCCGAGUGAGUUUAAGGUGUUGCUUGAGAAGUAUCAUCCGCUUUGUACGGAGUUUGACGAGGAGUUUAGAGCGAGGAUUGAUGGGUGUUCGCCUGGAAGUUAUAUUAUUCGUUUUGCCGCUGGUAAUUAUGGUAAUGCAAGUCUUUCGCAUGAUUUGUAUCUGCCACUUUGGAAGUCGGAGCAAUCUAUUAGCCUUAUGGUUGAGAAGAAAGCUAAAAGUGCGUUGAGUCUUAGGUUCUUCGGCGAGGAUAUCACGUUUGCUGGUGUCCAGAAGGCGAAGCUUCUCGAACAGAAGAAGACAAAUGCUGAAGAUACGGCUGUAGUUGAGGAACCUGAUCCUGAGGCUGAUGCUGAAGGUAGCAUUGUUGGUAUGGAGGAAGAAGUGGAAAGUUGA
Fomitiporia mediterranea MF3/22 is the source of this 2271-nucleotide messenger RNA. Its product is annotated as S-adenosyl-L-methionine-dependent methyltransferase. The coding region runs from base 1 to 2271 and encodes 756 amino acids. Gene Ontology annotation, cellular component: nucleus; cytoplasm. The record is from RefSeq and is a predicted model, not a curated record. Lineage: Eukaryota; Fungi; Basidiomycota; Agaricomycetes; Hymenochaetales; Hymenochaetaceae. Gene Ontology annotation, molecular function: tRNA (cytidine-N5)-methyltransferase activity; tRNA binding. The transcript has 8 exons. Gene Ontology annotation, biological process: tRNA methylation.